Molecule: messenger RNA, 1391 nt
Organism: Lacerta agilis (Sand lizard)
Lineage: Eukaryota; Metazoa; Chordata; Lepidosauria; Squamata; Lacertidae
Exons: 7
Coding region: 1-1044 (347 amino acids)
Source: RefSeq, a predicted model, not a curated record
AUGAACCUUUGGCCUGAUCCAGUUGCAGGGCUCUCCUUCUGGUGUUCCUCUUAUAGCACUCUUAAUUUGUUUUCCCCAGAGCUGCGCUCAUACGCUCAGACCUUGUUGGAGUUCCUGCGUCGGGCGGAGGAGUUUUUCCGCACUCAGAUUGACUUCUCGUUCUUCACACACUCCCUCCCCCAAUUCAUGGAGCAAGUAUACCACCACCUCUUCCCUCCUCGAGCACGCCAGGAUUCCAGAGAGCAGGUUGCAGAGUCAGAGGCGGUCGUUGCCACAGGAGGUGGGCGAGAGAGCCUGCAACCGGAUGCCAGGAAAAUGCAAAAACGAGAAGCCCAGACUUCGCCCAGGAGGCCUCCUCGGUCCACCCUCCCCUCCUUUGCCUCGUUGUUCCAGGGCACGGGGCCCACAUUGGGCGACUGGGUGCAGGAGCUGAAUGCCCUGGCUGAGGGCUCAAGAACCACAGCAGGCGGGGAGGAGCAGCUGUUCCUGCAGCAGGCAGAUGGGGAGGUGAAGGAGCUGCAGGAACAAGGGCGGAUCUUCCUUCAGCAGCUGCGGAGAGAACUGGACCUUCAGGGUGCUUUCCCCAAAGCCGGGACAGAGGAGGAAGCCACCUCUGCCUCCGCCACCACUCCCCAAGGUCUUGCCUUGAAUGACUCCCUGGCCAGCGAGGCCCACCCCCGGCGGGAAAAGCGCAGCCUUGGGAAUGCGGGCCCCAUUUGGGGAAAGGAUGACACCUUCCCCCAAGUUCCUGCUGCAGGCUCCAGCUGCCGGGGCGUCAAUGAAUCUGCCCAGCAGGUCCGUUCCGUGCGCGAGAAGCACCGCUGGAUCCUUCAAGUGCCUGAGAGGGACCUUGCUAUGACAUUCCAGGAGAUCCUCGUGGAUCUGGGCUCCAAGAACUCCAAGGGCCUAUACAGGGCACGCGUCCAAGCCACCGUUGGACACAGAUCCACCUCCUUCACCGGUCUCGUUGGCCUGGCCAGCGACUCUCUGUACCGCAGCAUGCCUGGCCUCAUUGCCCUCGCCCUGGAGAGCCUGAAGACCUAACCUGGCUGCUCCUGGCAGGGGUUGGACUAACAGGACGCCCUGCGAAACCAGAGGACGAAGGCACAGAGAUGCCGCACACCCCUAACUAAGUGAGGCCCCUGUCCUCCAGGGUACGAUGGCCUGGGAGUAAGGAAGUGUGGCGCACGUCUGCUGAUCUGCCAGUGGAGGGAUGAGGGGCCUUUCUUAAUCCAAGGGCCGCAUUGCCUUGUUGGGAACCUUCUGGGAGCCACAUGCCAACGGAAAGCAGGGACAGGCAGAAGGGAGCAGAGCAACAGACUCUCUACCUUUGUGCAGCUGGCUGCAUUCCAGCCAGACAAAAACCAGAAGUUUACAUAAACAUAAACACA